Molecule: messenger RNA, 1050 nt
Organism: Dendronephthya gigantea
Lineage: Eukaryota; Metazoa; Cnidaria; Anthozoa; Malacalcyonacea; Nephtheidae
Exons: 4
Coding region: 26-865 (279 amino acids)
Source: RefSeq, a predicted model, not a curated record
ACCAUAUCGGUGUUGUUCAAAAAACAUGGCCACCGUAUCCCGUAAGAUAGAUUGGACGAUCCGUUUAUCAGCGCUGGCAACCUUAAUUCUUGGAACUCUGAUGAUAUCUUCUUCAUUCAGAAUUAAGUAUUACAAUGAAGCAUUGGAUUCCAAUUCAGACUGGUGGGAAAAAAAGAAUUACAAACUAUUUACCAAAAAGCUGAUGGGAUUGUAUUGUUCGACGAAUCUAUUUGCAAGCUGGAUCAUCUAUUGGCCAGGCAUCGUGGUCGUGUUAACAAGCCUCGUUAUUCUCUUUCCCAACGUAUGUCGCCACAGGAGAACAAUUUGUAACAUUUUCGUUUUUCUCUCAUUGACGGCGACGUUCGUUCUGAUAACACGAGAGGCAAGCACGAUCGACAAAAUUCGAAGUUACGAUGUUUGGACUUGCCAUCCUCACGUUUCCAACUUCUAUCGACUACGUUGGUGGUAUUACGCACUUUAUAUUUCAUCAUAUGCCGUCCUCUGUCUUUGCAUUGGUCAAUUCGUUGCUUUCGGAGCGAAAUGGAUCUUGGAAUUGAAAUCGAGUUUCGAAGAUUUAAUCAUCAAGAAUAAUCAUUCUGCACAUGGACGGCACCAUACCGAGCAAAGUGGUGAAGUUGAGGAAGAACAGGAACCACCAUCUUAUGUUGGUAUGAGAGUUCUACCAACGAACCAACCCGGACCACCUUUUCCCUACCAACAACCAGAGAGUUGCUGUCCGUACCAUACCCCACAACCAUCAUCGUGUCACCAUUGCGAUAUCCAUGAAUGCUACCCACCAGUACCCGGGGUACCACACUAUAAUUCAAUCAGACGAGGUCGGAAUUGCAAAGUUAUGCCAUACUAGUGCGGCCAUAUGAGAAAUUGAGCCAGCACAUUCAGCAUUUCAACUAUGUUAUUCUCAGUGGAAAGUCUUACCGGAACUCUUAACUAACAUACGCAAUACUCUAUGAUUGAAUAAAGGCGUGUGUGCGUAGCGUGGUAUAUAGUUCUGGCAUUGUUAUUGUAAAUACUAUUUGAAAAUAUAUACUG